This is a messenger RNA of Prunus mume (Japanese apricot), 976 nucleotides long. Its product is annotated as MYB-like transcription factor EOBII. The record is from RefSeq and is a predicted model, not a curated record. Gene Ontology annotation, cellular component: nucleus. Gene Ontology annotation, molecular function: DNA-binding transcription factor activity; sequence-specific DNA binding. Lineage: Eukaryota; Viridiplantae; Streptophyta; Magnoliopsida; Rosales; Rosaceae. Gene Ontology annotation, biological process: regulation of DNA-templated transcription.
UCUCUCAUCUCUCAUCUCUCUAUCUCUCUGUCUUUUCUCUAUCAGAAACGCACAAUCACACAGACAAGAGAUGGAUAAAAAGCCAUGCAAUAGUUCAUCCCAGGAUGUUGAAGUGAGAAAAGGGCCAUGGACCAUGGAAGAAGAUUUGAUUCUGAUCAACUAUAUUGCAAAUCACGGUGAAGGUGUAUGGAACUCCCUAGCCAAAGCUGCUGGUCUCAAACGUACUGGGAAGAGUUGCCGGCUCCGGUGGCUAAAUUAUCUGCGGCCUGAUGUUAGGAGAGGCAAUAUUACACCUGAGGAACAACUUUUGAUUAUGGAACUGCAUGCCAAGUGGGGAAACAGGUGGUCGAAAAUCGCAAAACAUCUGCCAGGACGGACCGAUAACGAAAUCAAGAACUAUUGGAGGACUAGAAUUCAAAAGCACAUUAAGCAAGCAGAGAAUAAUAUUACACCUGGACAAAACUUCGAGGUGAAUGAUCAAGCAAGCACAAGUCAGGUGUCGAUCUCCAGCGCUGCUGUGGACACAAUGGAAAUUACCCACGCCGCACCGGCUAAUUAUCCACCAAAUAUGGAUGCUUAUCCUUCCUCUUUACCUGCUGAUCACUCCCAUGAAAACUACUGGAGCAUUGAGGAUCUCUGGUCUAUGCAGUUACUAAAUGGAGAGUAAUUAAGCAACCCAAAUCAUAUAUUAUGCUCCAAAUUCUUAUUUGGAUCAUUGAUUAUUAGGUUUGUCUAUAUAAUAUAUAUAUAUGUUUUUUAUAUAUAUAUAAUAUAAACAUAUAUCUUGGUUCAUACUUGAUUUUAGUUUGCACUAGGAUCGUAAGCUUUGCAGUUUCCGUCCCUAUAUAUACAGUAAAAGAGAGUAUUUGGCAUAACUAUAUAUAUAUAUAUGUACAUUGUUUGGAUGGCUUAAUUUAAUAUGUUUCCUACAAUGAGAUCUCGGAUUUGUCUUAAUUGAAGCAUUAAUUAGUCGAGA